AUGAGCCACGCGCAGAAGUAUAUCAACGCUGAAGAGGCCCAGGCGCAGCUCAAAGACAAGGAUGAGAAGCCCGACAGAAAAAGGAGAGAGAACGACGAGCGCAAGUCGGAGAAAGUAGACAGAGAUCCCAAGAGGUGGCCUGAGAAGAUGACGACGCAAAGCAACAAGAGGAAUCGAGGCAAAUAUUGCGAGUUCCACAAGGACCACGACCACGAUACGGAGAACUGUUUCGACUUGCAAAACUAUAUCGAAGAUCUAAUUAGGCGCGGUUAUCUCAGCGGCUUCAUAGACAGAACAGAGAAGUCAGCCCAAGAGGAAAGAAGAGCAGACGGAGCUCGACAGCCUCCGCCCCGUGGCCCCCCAGCCGGCGUUAUCCAUUUGAUAUCGAGCAGAAAUGCCUCCAGAGGGGAAAGCAGCUCGGGACGGAAGAGAUAUGCUCGACUGUGCGAGAUCGACGACCGAGGUCAUGGGAGGAGGUGCAGCACGUUUAUUACCUUCAUUGAUGAUGACCUCCGAGGAAUCCAGACAUCGCACGACGAUGCCUUGGCCAUCACCGCCGAAGUGGCCAAUUUUGAGCUACGGCAGAUCCUAAUUGACACAGGGAGUUCCGCUGACAUGUGGUUUGAAGAUGCGUUCGAAAAGCUCGGCAUUGCUAGAGAUCGGCUUGCACCAGUUAGCACUCCCUUGAUGGGAUUUCCGGGAGAGUCCCUCCAAUCCACUGGGAGGAUAACUCUUCCCUCUUGA
Messenger RNA from Nelumbo nucifera (sacred lotus), 744 nucleotides. RefSeq lists its product as uncharacterized. The record is from RefSeq and is a predicted model, not a curated record. Lineage: Eukaryota; Viridiplantae; Streptophyta; Magnoliopsida; Proteales; Nelumbonaceae.